This is a messenger RNA of Symbiodinium natans, 885 nucleotides long. The record is from the annotation of a GenBank genome assembly. Lineage: Eukaryota; Dinophyceae; Suessiales; Symbiodiniaceae.
AUGGAGGCAGUGGAAGUCCGGACCAGCAUCAUGAAAAACAAGAAGAAAGGGCCGCCGGCCCCGCCGAAGGAGCUCCGCGUGGCGGCGGAUUGCUCUGGAUACGGAGCUCACGCAGCUCGGCCUGAAACGCAUGUGCAAUGUGCUGUUGCAUUUCUGUUUGUGCCUGAAGCCAAGAUUAUUGCUCUCGCCAAUAUGGACCUGAAGAUCCCAGUGAAGAACAUGCUCGCUUGCGAGAUCGACCCUGCGGUGAGGCGCAUGGCGUCUCGUGUGUCUGAUGCGGUGGACUUGCCCGCGUACGAGCAGCCGGUGAACAUGGUAGAGAGGCACUUAAGCCAGGAGAGUCUUGAGCUCUACAUGCUGACGGCACCGUGCCAGUCUUACAGUCUGGCCGGGAAGGGCCUUGGACUUGGGGAAGGGAGAGGGCAGCUCGUGGUAGAUGGCUGCGGCAAGAUACUGGACGAGAAGCCCAAGGCCUUCUUGUUCGAAAACGUGGCGAACAUCGACAAGCAGCACAAGCCUGUGUUGGACAAGUGGGAGAGCAUCCUGAAUGAUGCGGGCUACGUGACUUGCAGGAUGAGCCUGAAAGCCUCGGACCACGGCAUCCCGCAAGGUCGGGUGCGGACGCUGGUGGUGGGCGUCAGGGAGGACGUCGCAGAGGGCCGCCAGUUCACGGUCCCCGAGCACAUUGGUUCAGUGCCGCUGGCUGCAUUUUUGGAGAAGACUUAUAAAUGCAAAGUCGACGAGAGCCAGCAGACCCGCACGUUCCAGAACAACAUGACGAAGGCGGGAGUCAGGACAUGCGAGCAUUUCUGUCACUACUACCUUCAGAUGCCCAGCUGUGAGCCGUCAGGGGGCACAACCUGCUCCAUAACUGUCGAAGCCUAA